CACGUGCGCGGACCUAGCUGUGCGCCAUCUUCCGUCCGGUGCUGUCGGUGGCGUCGUCGUUGGAAUCUGAAUCUUGAACUUUCCGAAGAGAGGAUCUGGGCUUCAGAGUUCUUACCAGACGAGCAAGCAGAUCCCCAGAUAGAUUGAUUCAUCAGAGUUGUGUACUGCACAUUUUAAACUUGAGGUAUCCCUGCAAGGAAAUAGACUAACAGCCGCAGUUGACUGCAGUCCUGUCAUACUUUCGUGAUGUUUCCCUUGGCCAGAAAUGCACUAAAAAGGUUCAAGAUUCGAAGUAUUCAACCAAUUAGGUCAAGACAGAAACACAAAAAACACUCACCAGAUUUCCAUGACAAAUACGGUGACACUGUACUAGCCAGUGGGACCGCUUUCUGUGUUGUUGCAUGGGUGUAUACAGCCACACAGAUUGGGAUAGAAUGGAACCUAUCUCCAGUUGGAAGAGUCACCCCACAAGAGUGGAAUGAUGAGUAACCAUCAAAGUUACUUAAUACAAAAUUGUUUCAAAAUUCAAAACUUGUCAUUUAAGUACUCUGCUGCUUAUUAAAAUAUAGCAUAAUUGAAGAAAUAAAAUAUAUUUGAAACCUUUAAAAA
Canis lupus familiaris (dog) is the source of this 609-nucleotide messenger RNA. RefSeq names its product cytochrome c oxidase subunit VIIb2 (gene COX7B2). The coding region runs from base 247 to 489 and encodes 80 amino acids. The transcript is spliced from 4 exons. Gene Ontology annotation, biological process: mitochondrial electron transport, cytochrome c to oxygen. The record is from RefSeq and is a predicted model, not a curated record. NCBI's taxonomy places the organism in Eukaryota, Metazoa, Chordata, Mammalia, Carnivora, Canidae.